Molecule: messenger RNA, 1133 nt
Organism: Mugil cephalus (flathead mullet)
Lineage: Eukaryota; Metazoa; Chordata; Actinopteri; Mugiliformes; Mugilidae
Gene: dnase1
Product: deoxyribonuclease I
Exons: 9
Coding region: 143-976 (277 amino acids)
Biological process (GO): DNA catabolic process
Cellular component (GO): nucleus
Molecular function (GO): DNA nuclease activity
Source: RefSeq, a predicted model, not a curated record
UAAAUAUAAACCUCGGAGGAGAGACUAGCGGCGGUUCUGUCCAGGAGCUGCAGUGAAGCCUCUGAGGGUUUAUACAAGGAAGCCUCUGUGCUUGCUUUACAACAGGUCUUCUUCUUCUUCCCUUCGCCGACACAGAAACAGGAUGCGUUUCAUUUGUACUCUGGGUCUCACUCUGACCCUGGUUCAUCUGUCAAACUCUCUGCUGCUGGGAGCGUUCAACAUCAAGACGUUUGGAGACACCAAAGCCUCCGACUCCACUGUGAUGAACAUCAUCAGCACGAUCGUCCAACGCUACGAUGUCGUUGUGAUCCAGGAGGUCCGAGACACCGAUCUGUCUGCAACCAAAAAACUCAUGGAGCUCGUCAACAAAGGUUCUUCUCAGUACAGCUACGUCGUCAGUGAACCUCUUGGUCGCAGCACCUACAAGGAGCAAUACCUCUUCAUCUACAAGAUUAGUACUGUGUCCGUGGUCAAAAGCUACACCUACGAUGACGGCUGUGAGUCCUGUGGGACGGACACCUUCAACAGGGAACCGUUUGUCGUGAUGUUCUCCUCCAAAUACAGUGUCUUGAAUAACUUCACCCUGAUCCCCCAGCACACCUCUCCGAGCGUGGCCGUGGAGGAGCUGAGAGCCCUCACUGACGUGGUGGCUGACGUCCGCGCUCGCUGGAACACCAACAACAUCAUGCUAAUGGGCGACUUCAACGCAGGCUGUAGUUACGUUCAGGGCUCCGACUGGGACCAGAUCCCCCUCUUCACCGACAAGAGUUACCAGUGGCUGAUCCCCAAUGAGGCCGACACCACCGUGACCAGCACUCUCUGCCCUUACGACAGGAUUGUGGCCACGGCCGACAUGAUGAAGGGCGUAGUGCAAGGCAGCGCGAGGGUUUACAACUUCAUGGCCGACAUGAAACUGAGCUCCACUUUGGCCUUGGACGUCAGUGACCAUUUCCCUGUGGAGGUGAAGCUAAGCUAGACUACAGCAGCAGCCUGGAUCAUGACUCUGGGACAUCCAGGAACCCUGUCCCACCACGGAGUUGUAGAUUAGAAGAUUAAAAAUGAACAUAUCUGAGAAAAUUAAGAUGUACGAGACAACCAAAAAAAAUAAAUAAAUCACACAAUGCUGAGGAUUA